CUUCUAUUUCCGUUGUAUGAGGUGAUCGUCUGGCCUGAGACAAUUUGUCGCACUAUCGAGUCUUCUGUUUCGAGAUGGCAGGAUUUUUCAAACCUCAAAGUGGAAAGCCGUUUAUUCUCGUCUCCAAGAUUAAAUUUGAUGACUAUGAUACUGAUCAAAGUGGUUAUCUGGACCUCCAAGAGCUAAAAGCGGUUCUUUACGAUUUAGGAAUGAGGACCAGUGAAACUGACCUCGUCGGAGCAUUGCUGGCAUUGGAUAAGGCAAAAGAUGGGCGAGUCAGCUACGAUGAGUUUAAAGAGUGGUAUCGAGAAAGAGAAAAGCGUGUUGAUGCCUUGACGUUGACUGAGGAUUCACAGCGUGUGCUGUCACAGGCGAUUCAAUUCUUCAAGGAUCAUGAUACAGACAUGUCUGGUGAAAUCGAUCGUCAUGAAUUUGAGCUGAUGUAUCGUGAUCUGAGAGAUAAGUGGAGAAUUGUCAGCAAUGAAUUCAGUACCUUCGAUGAGCUCUAUGGGUCGUUUGAUCGAAAUCGUGACGAGAAGGUUUCACUGGAAGAAUUUGUGCAAUGGCUGGUUGAUGCAGGCUCAAUUAGAGUCUCUACUGAAGCAGACUGAAGUUGAGUGUUUUCACUCAUUUUGCACUUUGUAGUGUGAUAGUUGGCUUUGUAGUGAUGGUUUAUUAUGAUACUUACACACACACACACACACACACACACACACACACACACACACACACACACACACACACACACACACACACACACACACACACACACACACACACACACA
Corticium candelabrum is the source of this 785-nucleotide messenger RNA. RefSeq lists its product as uncharacterized. The transcript has 6 exons. NCBI's taxonomy places the organism in Eukaryota, Metazoa, Porifera, Homoscleromorpha, Homosclerophorida, Plakinidae. The coding region runs from base 75 to 611 and encodes 178 amino acids. The record is from RefSeq and is a predicted model, not a curated record. Gene Ontology annotation, molecular function: calcium ion binding.